CUCGCGCGCUCCGGGAGGCGCCCGCAGCGGCAGCAGCGGCGGCAGCCAAGGUGACUUCAGCUCCGGCUUGAGUCGCGCGUGGAGCCUCCGGGGCCCGGGCCGUUGCGGGAGGCCGCGGCCGGGGUAAGCGAGUGCAGGACCCGCAGCUCCCUUAGGCGCCAGGGGCAGGCUGGCGGCGGGUGGACCGCGCGCCGGCGCCAUGCCACGUUCUUUCUUGGUGGACUCCCUGGUGCUGCGGGAGGCCGGCGACAAGAAGGCGCCGGAGGGCAGCCCGCCACCGCUCUUCCCUUACGCGGUCCCCCCGCCGCACGCGCUGCAUGGCCUCUCGCCCGGCGCCUGCCACGCGCGCAAGGCCGGCUUGCUGUGCGUGUGUCCCCUCUGCGUCACCGCCUCGCAGCUGCACGGGCCCCCCGGGCCGCCGGCGCUGCCGCUGCUCAAGGCGUCCUUCCCUCCCUUCGGAUCGCAGUACUGCCACGCGCCCCUGGGCCGCCAGCACUCGGCCGUGUCUCCUGGAGUCGCCCACGGCCCGGCUGCGGCCGCAGCAGCUGCCGCGCUCUACCAGACCUCCUAUCCGCUGCCGGACCCCAGGCAGUUCCACUGCAUCUCCGUGGACAGCGGCUCGAACCAGCUGCCCAGCAGCAAGAGGAUGCGGACGGCGUUCACCAGCACGCAGCUCCUAGAGCUGGAGCGGGAGUUCGCCUCCAACAUGUACCUGUCCCGCCUGCGGCGCAUCGAGAUCGCGACCUAUCUGAAUCUGUCCGAGAAGCAGGUGAAGAUCUGGUUUCAGAACCGCCGAGUGAAGCAUAAGAAAGAGGGCAAAGGCAACAGCCACCGCGGCGGCGGCGGGGCAGGGGCGGGGGCCGGCGGGGGCGCAGCGCCAGGCUGCAAGUGUUCCUCGCUCUCCUCGGCCAAGUGCUCUGAGGAUGACGACGAAUUGCCCAUGUCUCCAUCCUCCUCCGGGAAGGAUGACAGAGAUCUCACAGUCACUCCGUAGGUGCGCCCUUCAGAGGACCACUUGCUCCCCAGCCCUUCCCGCACCUCAAAGACUGGUUCCCCAGGCACCCGCCGCCAAUCGAUGGAUUUGGGUAGGGCUUCGCCGUUGUACAGAGACAGAGCUAAGACUUUAGCAGAGACUUGAAGACAGUGCCCCUGGCCCUUAGGCUCCAAAGGUGUCUAGGAGGACUCCAAGCGCUGAACGCAAGUUCUCCGGGUCCUCUUCCCAGGACACAUCCUUCCCCGAGGCGUGCAGGCCCGAGCCCAGCGCCUUGCUGGCCGACGGCGCCUCCUCACCCACCCAUUCUGGGAUGGUCCAGGCUUUCUCGCUGCCUCUACCCUCUCCUCCUCGGUCAAGCUGGGCCUUUCACUCCGCGAAUGGCUGUUUGCUUCCCUUUUAACAUUUUUU
Onychomys torridus (southern grasshopper mouse) is the source of this 1402-nucleotide messenger RNA. It is a transcript of the gene Gsx1, whose product is annotated as GS homeobox 1. The record is from RefSeq and is a predicted model, not a curated record. Gene Ontology annotation, cellular component: nucleus. Gene Ontology annotation, molecular function: sequence-specific double-stranded DNA binding; DNA-binding transcription factor activity, RNA polymerase II-specific. The coding region runs from base 200 to 994 and encodes 264 amino acids. The transcript has 2 exons. Gene Ontology annotation, biological process: regulation of DNA-templated transcription. Lineage: Eukaryota; Metazoa; Chordata; Mammalia; Rodentia; Cricetidae.